AGUCUCCACUGGCGCGCGAGCCCUACCCAUCAUCUUCCCCACGAUCGAGCGGCCAACCAGCGCGGCGACGACUUGAAGACGAGCGAAGCCCAUUCCGUAGUACUACAAAUAGCCCCCACGGAGACCUGAGCAAGCAGCGUCGGCAGCAGAGAAGAGAUUCCCCAUCCCGAUCCGAUCGAACAGAAUCCCCCGGCCGAUCGAGAUCCAGCGCGCGAUGGCGUCCGGCUGCACCUUCCUCGAGAUCCUCAUCGCCAUCCUGCUCCCGCCGCUCGGCGUCUUCCUCCACUACGGCCUGUGCAGCAAGGAGUUCCUCAUCAGCGUGCUGCUCACCAUCCUCGGCUACAUCCCCGGCAUCAUCUACGCCGUCUACGUGCUCGUCUCACGCAGCGACGAGCAGCCCCAGGGCGACUACUAUGCGGUUGCUUGAUUAGCCCGCUGUAAUGGUUCUGUAACGCCGGCUUGUGCUUUGCGCGUCCUGUAUUUCCUUCCUUUAUCUGUAUUGGUUUUCCGGCAUGGCUUUGCGCUUUACAAACUAGCCAUCUGCGUGGUUCUGCAUCGAUCUUGCUGGUCUCGUGUGGUUCGGUUGGGCAUUUCUGCGCGCGGCCUGUUUGAAUGUUUGAACUGUGGCCGGGUUUGUUCCUCUGUUCUGUAAUUCUGAUACACCUGAAUAAAUUUGAGCUGUUGAGUGUGUUUGGGUUA
Molecule: messenger RNA, 699 nt
Organism: Lolium perenne
Lineage: Eukaryota; Viridiplantae; Streptophyta; Magnoliopsida; Poales; Poaceae
Product: hydrophobic protein OSR8-like
Cellular component (GO): membrane
Source: RefSeq, a predicted model, not a curated record